AUCAUGCACUAAUUUAAUACAUCUUUCUCUCUCUAAAAAUAUCUUCUCUCUAUAUCCACAAGGCUUUAGGCGAUUUGAAUAACCUUUUGAAAGGUCCGACUAGCUUAUUUCGUAUUUUAUUAUUCAAUGGAUCAUCAUUAUCAUCAAUAUGUCGAAUUUGGUUUGAAAAGAGAAGAUAGUAUUGAUAGUAACGAUAGAAAAGGUGAUGAAAAUAAUAACAAUUUGGACCUAAAAAGAGGUUCGUGGACUGUUGAAGAAGAUUUUACUCUUAUGAAUCAUAUUGCUCUUCAUGGUGAAGGCCGUUGGAAUUCCCUCGCUCGUUCUGCAGGUUUAAAGAGAACCGGAAAAAGCUGUAGGUUAAGAUGGCUAAAUUACCUUAGACCAGAUGUUCGACGUGGAAACAUUACACUUGAAGAACAAUUGUUGAUUCUUCAACUUCAUUCUCGUUGGGGCAAUAGGUGGUCGAAAAUUGCACAAUAUUUACCAGGAAGAACCGAUAACGAGAUUAAAAAUUACUGGAGAACUCGAGUCCAAAAACAAGCCAAACAACUAAAGUGUGAUGUCAAUAGCAAAGAAUUCAAAGAUACAUUGCAUUAUCUUUGGAUACCAAGGCUAGUUGAGAGAAUUCAAGCUUCUUCUAAUUCAAAUUCAAAUAAUCAAGUGAAUGUUCAACAAACAAAUGACAAUAUUAUUAUUACCAACAAUAAUAAUAUUAUUAAUAAUAAUAAUAUUGUUCCAAAUAUGAAUUUCACACAAGAGAAUUAUUCUAGUACAACAACAACUUCAUCAGAAAACUCAGUUGGGACACAAAUUUCAGACAUGUCUGAUAAUUGCUACACUAAUUACCCUCUUAAUCAAGGUGAUUAUGGGGAAAUCUUGAUUAGUCCCACAGGUGAUUAUUUUCAACAUGGUGGUAUUUUUUAUGAUAAUAAUCAUCACCAAAAUAUGAACCAAUUAUUUUUGGAUGAUAAUGUUUGUGACAAUAUGUGGAAUAUUGAUGAUAUGUUGUUUUUACAACAACAACUCAACUAACUAUGAGGUCUCGGGUUCGAGCUCUGCAUCUGAAAAAAAUUAUGCCAAGAAAUUUUGUGUGCAUCGUGGACUUGAAUUAAUUAGUCAGACUUCAAUUAGAAUAAACAGAAUCAAGUGAGAAUAAACAGAAUCAAGUGUAGAAAUUAUCAAAAUUAGGGUCAUUACUCAUUACAAUUCAUCAAAGAAUAGUUUUUUUUUUUUGAAAUAUUUUUAAUCUUAAUCUUUAUUUAAGUGAGAUACAUAUACAUUAACCUUUUUGAAGGAUUUGUAACAUUUAUCUCUUUUAGCUAAGGAUUUGUAAGAUUUGUAGCAUUUACUUCUUUUAGAAUUUUAUUCUUUGAAUGGGAAGUUUUUAUAUGGUU
Molecule: messenger RNA, 1394 nt
Organism: Solanum pennellii
Lineage: Eukaryota; Viridiplantae; Streptophyta; Magnoliopsida; Solanales; Solanaceae
Product: transcription factor MYB108-like
Exons: 3
Coding region: 127-1032 (301 amino acids)
Biological process (GO): regulation of DNA-templated transcription
Cellular component (GO): nucleus
Molecular function (GO): DNA-binding transcription factor activity; sequence-specific DNA binding
Source: RefSeq, a predicted model, not a curated record